ACCCGAUUCGUUCAAAUGAAUCACGUUAACGGAUACAUCCUCAAUUGCUGUGACGGCGUCCACACCCUGAACAUACAGGCCAUCGCCGGAAUCAGAAUGUGUAGCGCGAAGGGUAAGCAAAACCCCCGGGUUUUCAUGGAUAUCACUGCAGACGGGGAGCCCCUGGGUCGCAUCGUGAUGGAGCUCAGAGCUGAUGUGACCCCAAAAACUGCAGAAAAUUUUCGUGUACUGUGCACUCAUGAGAAGGGAUUUGGUUACAAGAACUCAACGUUUCACAGAAUCAUUCCUAACUUCAUGUGCCAGGGUGGUGACUUCACAAAACACAAUGGCACUGGUGGUAAGUCCAUCUAUGGAGAGAAGUUUGCUGAUGAGAAUUUCCAAUUGAAGCACACAGGACCUGGUAUUCUUUCCAUGGCCAAUGCUGGGGCAAAUACAAAUGGUUCCCAGUUCUUUAUCUGCACUGCAGAGACUAAAUGGUUGAAUGGAAAACAUGUUGUCUUUGGUUCUGUGAUUGAUGGAAUGGAUAUUGUGAAGAAGAUGGACUCAUGCGGCAGCAAAGAUGGCAAACCCACAAAGAAAAUUGUCAUUGCUGAUUGUGGACAGCUGCCUUGAGUUUUUUUAUUUGCAAACUGAAUUGUAGAAUUUAAAUAAAAGUCAUUUCUGUUUCUGCUUGUA
Molecule: messenger RNA, 675 nt
Organism: Rhincodon typus (whale shark)
Lineage: Eukaryota; Metazoa; Chordata; Chondrichthyes; Orectolobiformes; Rhincodontidae
Product: peptidyl-prolyl cis-trans isomerase-like
Exons: 6
Coding region: 16-612 (198 amino acids)
Biological process (GO): protein peptidyl-prolyl isomerization; protein folding
Cellular component (GO): intracellular membrane-bounded organelle
Molecular function (GO): peptidyl-prolyl cis-trans isomerase activity
Source: RefSeq, a predicted model, not a curated record